GAGCAGACCUCGAGCAGCUGCCGCCGUCGCCGCAGCCGUUGCGACCGCCGCAGCGGAGUUCAGAGGGCCCGGAGGUGGGAGACUUCCCACACAGUGGCUGAAAUGUCGUCCACCGCGGCUUUUUACCUUCUCUCCACCCUAGGAGGGUACUUGGUGACCUCAUUCUUGUUGCUCAAAUACCCGACCUUGCUGCACCCGAGAAAGAAGCAGCGAUUCCUCAGUAAACACAUCUCUCACCGUGGAGGUGCUGGAGAAAAUUUGGAGAAUACAAUGGCAGCCUUUCAGCAUGCAGUUACAAUUGGAACUGAUAUGCUGGAAUUGGACUGCCAUAUCACAAAAGAUGAACAAGUUGUAGUGUCACAUGAUGAGAAUCUAAAGAGAUCAACUGGAGUCAAUGUAAACAUCUCUGAUCUCAAGUACUGUGAACUCCCACCUUACCUUGGCAAACUGGAUGUCACAUUUCAAAGAGCAUGCCAAUGUGAAGGAAAAGAUAACCGAAUCCCAUUACUGAAGGAAGUUUUUGAGGCCUUUCCUAAUACUCCCAUUAACAUCGAUAUCAAAGUCAACAACAAUGUGCUGAUUAAGAAGGUUUCAGAGUUGGUGAAGCAGUACAGACGAGAACACAUAACAGUGUGGGGCAAUGCCAGUUAUGAAAUUGUAGAAAAGUGCUACAAAGAGAAUUCAGAUAUUCCUAUACUCUUCAGUCUACAACGUGUUCUGCUCAUUCUUGGCCUGUUCUUCACUGGUCUCUUGCCCUUUGUGCCCAUUCGAGAACAGUUUUUUGAAAUCCCAAUGCCUUCUAUCAUAUUGAAGCUAAAAGAACCACACACUAUGUCCAGAAGUCAAAAGUUUCUCAUCUGGCUUUCUGAUAUCUUACUAAUGAGAAAAGCCUUGUUUGACCACCUCACUGCCAGAGGCAUUCAGGUGUAUAUUUGGGUAUUAAAUGAAGAACAAGAAUACAAACGAGCUUUUGAUUUGGGAGCAACUGGGGUGAUGACAGACUAUCCAACAAAACUUAAGGAUUUUUUACAUAAUUUUUCAGCAUAGAAAAGGAGGUACUCAGAAGCAUUCAAAGAAAACCUGAAGAGACCUAAGGAAAAAAAACAAAACAAAAAAAACAAGUUUGCCAUCAUUUCCCUAAGCCAUUUCCAGAAUGGUAAAGGUUUAAUCAGUUAAGUUUUUAUUACCUCAUUUUUAAGCUUGUCUGAGAAUGUAGAAACUAUAUAUUGUAUAUUUAUUUUAAACAAUAUUACAUAUUUUACAUUUGUAAAUAGUUUGUUUAGAAAGAUAACUGGUUAUGAGUUGGAAGUAGAAGAUUAUUGAUCAAGAGUUCUGUAUAUGAUGCAUUGUUCUACUAUUAUAAGUAAUUCCAAAAUCAAAGACUUUUGGAUAAAUUUGACAUUAGCCUUCACUGGAAUAAGAUCAACUAAUUAGUAAAGCAAAAUUACUGAAGGCCACUACAGCUAUUCUGAGUUGUCUCAUUAUUUCCAGGUACAUCUUGAAUAAAGAGGAAAGAAAAGUGGGAGGAGAGCUUAGAAAUCAGUGAUAUAGUUAUUUGACAAGCUGUCCUUUGUUAACAGAAGGCAAACUCAAAGAACUGAAAUUUUAUUACUUGAUCAGAAGUAAAAACUGUAGACAAUUAAAUUUCUUGGCUGCUGUUGUUAAUGGAAUCUCGGAAUCAUCUUCAGUGUAGCAGUGCUACCAUGUCCUUUCUUUUUGGUAACCAUUAAAAUGGGAAUUAUUAAAUGUAAAUUAAGACAAGAUCCAAAUCGUCAUAUAUUUAUGUUUCCUCUAAAGAAGUGUAAAUUUUCCAUUUUUGGCAAUGACUAACUGUUUGAUCCUACAUCUAGAUUUUAAAUAACAUCUUGAAUCUUAAUAAACCUAUAAAACUGAUGAAAGUACACAUCAUUGAUUUAAUACUUAUGGUAUAAACCACCUGUUCCUGACCUUUAAGGAUUUAGUCUUCUGAAUAUUAAGUGGAAACAAUUUCUCAAAGCAUUAGGCAUCACUUUCUCAGCUUUUCUGAUAUGACUUCAUGUAAAUCUGUUUCUAAUCUUUUUGACUAAUUUUCAUGACCUCUUUGGGAGGUAAAUAUAAUCUGGAAUAAUAAGGGCCUUUUACCUAGAUUACAUCUCUCAUUUGGAGUUGUCAGCAGCUAUGAAGGAUGAUUAUACUCCCAUCAGUCUCUGGAUGACAUAAAUAACAUUUUGCUUUUUUGUUUAAACUGGAAUAAAAUUUUACAAGAACAAAAUAAGGGUUCUUCAUUGCUUUUUUGCAGUUGUAAUUCUAAAU
Panthera uncia (snow leopard) is the source of this 2292-nucleotide messenger RNA. It is a transcript of the gene GDPD1, whose product is annotated as glycerophosphodiester phosphodiesterase domain containing 1. Gene Ontology annotation, cellular component: endoplasmic reticulum membrane. Lineage: Eukaryota; Metazoa; Chordata; Mammalia; Carnivora; Felidae. Gene Ontology annotation, molecular function: phosphatidylcholine lysophospholipase A1 activity; phosphoric diester hydrolase activity. The record is from RefSeq and is a predicted model, not a curated record. The transcript is spliced from 10 exons. The coding region runs from base 103 to 1047 and encodes 314 amino acids. Gene Ontology annotation, biological process: N-acylethanolamine metabolic process; glycerophospholipid catabolic process.